Messenger RNA from Laccaria bicolor S238N-H82, 1149 nucleotides. RefSeq lists its product as uncharacterized. The transcript is spliced from 4 exons. The coding region runs from base 1 to 1149 and encodes 382 amino acids. Lineage: Eukaryota; Fungi; Basidiomycota; Agaricomycetes; Agaricales; Hydnangiaceae. The record is from RefSeq and is a predicted model, not a curated record.
AUGGCAUUGGUGCAAAGUGAGCCCCCAUUAUUGGCAGGCACCCACCUGUUCGGCCCAGCCAUCACUAUGGAUGAUUUGUUGAGAUGUCGGCCGAGUCCGCUGGCCCCAUAUGGUAUGAAGCAUUGUCAGGUUUGGUUGGUCCAUUUGGUAAGGGCUAGGGUCACUGUCAUAUGUGACCAAGAUGGGAUGGAUGACUGCAUAGAAGAACAUUCUCAAAUCACACCAGUGAGGUGUUCUGGCGGACUGGCACUCCACAACGUCAUCUUUGUGUACCCAUCGCAUCUGACCAUCCCCAUCCUCUCCAUCCUCUCCAUCUUCCUCCCCACAAUGAAAUUAUCAGCUCAUCCCCAUCGAAUGACGUCCAGCUCCUCCGUUACAGGGGUGAGCCAGAGUGGAGUGGUCAUCCUGAAUGGGAAGCACGUAUUGAGGACCACUUGGGCAACUGUCAUUCAUGUAUCACGUGUCGUAGACCACCUUGUGAUGGGGUUGAAGCCUGAAGGAUCUCUCGAGAGUGAAGAGCACGAUAGAGACACACUUGUCAUGCGAAAAGCUCGUGCACUCGACAAGGCAAUGGAGGACUGCAUUAUCACCCACAAAGCCUUUGCCUCUUCGAUAACGUCAACUGGCUCUGGUGUUGGUAUGGGUGCCAUAUGGAGAAGUUGCUAUGGCUCUAGAAAACGCACAGGAUCCAUCUCCAGCAACAAGACAAAUGGCAGCAUCAUCAGCGAAGACCUGGUAGGGGAACAGGAGGAUCAGGAAUCUUUGGGGAUUGGUGGUGGGUUCAAUGACGAAGAGGCUCAUUCGCGGCGCAGCUCUGGACUAGAAGAUUCGCCUGUAUCCAAGUAUCCAGAUGACGAAAUCGAGCAAACCAUUGACGUUUUGCCUGUCGUGGCCUUCGCACAGCCUCCUUCUGCUCCUGUUUGGAGAUCCUCAUUUCAAAACCUUCCUCCACCAGCUACUGCUGUGCAAACAUCAUUUGAUCUGCCUCCUCACUGUUUGAAAUGCCGGCCGCUCCCAAUCACUAUGCUUCCUCCUGUCCAAUCAUCACCCAUCACCCUCAUUGUCAGACCUGAGCAACCCCUGCCUUUUUUUAAACCUGUCGUUCGCCAACGUGCUGAAUCACGCACUCCCAUUGCAUCUUCACAAUAG